AUGGCUGCCGGGGGCUUGGCUGGGAGCUUCCAGGACAAAGUGACUUGUUCCAUCUGCCUAGAGUAUUUCACAGACCCAGUGACUAUUGAGUGUGGGCACAACUUCUGCUGGGCCUGCAUCAGCCAGUCCUGGGGAGAGUCGGAGCCAAACUUCUCCUGCCCCCAGUGCAGAGAAACCUCCCAGCAGAGAAACCUGUGGCCCAACAGGCAGCUGGGGAAUGUGGUGGAGCUAGUGAAACGCCUGAGGCUCCAGGCGGUGACAGAGCCCGAGGGGCAGCGAGUGUGUGAGAGGCACCAGGAGGCUCUGAAACUCUUCUGCGUGGACGAUCAAACCCUCAUCUGCAUGAUCUGCAGAGAGUCCCGGGCUCACCGUGUUCACACAGUGGUUCCCAUCGAGGAGGCUGCCCAGGAGCAUAGGGAGCAAAUCCUGAGCCGCCUGCAGCGUCUGUGAGAGGAGAGAGAAGAGCUCCUGGGACUGAAAUCCGACUGGGACAAGGAGAGUGAGAGGUUCCUGAGGCAGACGGAAGUAGAGAGGCAGCUGGUGGUGUCCAAGUGCAAGUGGCUGCACCAGUUCCUGGCUGAACAAGAGUGCCUCCUGCUGGCCCAGCUGGGAGAGCUGGACAAGGAGAUUGGGAGGAGGAGGGAGGAAAAUGCCACCCACCUGUGUAAGGAGAUUUCCCAGCUCAGCACCCUGAUCAUGGAGCUGGAGGGGAAGUGUCAGCAGUCAGUGCCUGAACUGCUGCAGGUGAGACGGUGUCAGAUGCACCCAGAGCCCAGUGCAGGGAGAGGACGGCCCCUGAGUCAUUCAGAGGUCACAGGACCAGCCCCUGCCCCCGGCCCUGACUCUGUGACUCUCUCCCCAGUGGACGUGACUCUGGAUCCAGACACGGCUCAUCCCAAAUUCGUCCUGUCUGAGGAUCGGAAACAUGUGAGACUCGGAGACACUCGCCAGGAUCUGCCUGACAACCCUGAGAGAUUUUAUCCUUGUGUCUGUGUCCUGGGCACUAAGGGGUUCAUGGGCGAGAGGCAUUACUGGGAGGUGGAGGUGGGAGACAAGACUAGAUGGACUCUGGGAGUUUGUAGGGAAUCUGUGAGCAGGAAGAGGAAGGUCACAGCAUCACUUAGGAAUGGAUACUGGGUCAUGCAGCUGAGGGAUGGGGAAUACGAGGUCCUCACCUCCCCCUCGACCCCCCUCCACGUGAACAUCAGGCCCAGUCGGGUGGGGAUUUUCCUGGACUAUGAGGCGGGCGAGGUCUCGUUUUACAAUGUGACUGACAGGUCUCGUCUCUUCACUUUCACUGGUACCUUCUCUGGGACGCUCCGCCCUUAUUUCUAUCCUGGUCCCAACACUGGGGGUACAAACGUGGCUCCCCUGAUCAUCUGUCCGGUCCCAGCUCAGGUCGGAGGGAAUCUCUGUCCCUGACAGUGACC
Messenger RNA from Chelonoidis abingdonii (Abingdon island giant tortoise), 1430 nucleotides. Lineage: Eukaryota; Metazoa; Chordata; Testudines; Testudinidae. The record is from RefSeq and is a predicted model, not a curated record.